Messenger RNA from Elaeis guineensis (African oil palm), 1314 nucleotides. RefSeq lists its product as uncharacterized. The record is from RefSeq and is a predicted model, not a curated record. Lineage: Eukaryota; Viridiplantae; Streptophyta; Magnoliopsida; Arecales; Arecaceae.
UUAAACGGGGCCGAGGCAAUGCAAUUCUCCUUCUUUCCAUCCUUGCAAUGCAUUGCCUAGUAAUUCCAAAAUUUGAAGCAAAAAGAAGAAAAAAGAGCAAACUAAAUCUCAAAGGAGGAUUAUUUCUCUAUCAUGGUUGUCAGCUAGGCUAAAGAGAAUUUUCAAAAUGAUGAUAUUAUCCUUCUCGAGUGGGAUGGAAUAGGCAUCAUAGGGGGAGUCGCCGUCAGCUUCAAGUUUGACCCCUUGUUCAACAUUUGCUUCCAAAGCAGCUGUUCCCCGUAUUCAGGCAAUUUGAAGGUCAGGGUCGUACAUUGGCCCACAACGGGUCGUCGGAGUGGGCCCUAAGGCGACAUGGGGACCAAGAUGAAGGGCCUUUUGAAGGGCCUCCGUUACAUAUCGCAGAUUUUCGACGCAGAUGCCAAAGAGGAAGAGAUGCAGAUUGGAUACCCCACGGACGUGAAGCACGUGGCCCAUAUCGGGUGGGACGGCCCUUCCGUAAAUGGCCCCAGCUGGAUGAACGAGUUCCAAUUGCCGUCUGACCCCCACGGUGAGCACGAGGCCGGCGCCCAACCUAAACGUCCCUCCUCAGAGUUCGGCGGAGCACAGGACUCUGCGGCGAGGGACCUGCCGGAGUUGCCGGCGCCACGACCGUCGCGGCGCAACGCCUCGGCCGGGGGAGCCAGCGUCGACUCGCCACACAACGAGCCGCGGCAUUCGCGGCGCCAUCAGUCGUCCAGCGCCGCCGUCGACUCCCCUGUGGGCGAGUCCUCAGAGGGGUGCCGUCACAGCCGCAGGCACCGGAGCAGCGCCGGGCUUAGGCAGGAGAGCACCACCGGGAGCAGCGGCGGAUCGGAGUCGCAGGAGGGCGGGGCGGCGGUGCCGAAGCGGGACCGCCCCCGCCGGAAGACCAAGGGGUCCUCUUCCAGCAGCGGCUCGGUCAGGUCGACUUCCCGAUCGAAGGCCGUCGCGUCGGAAUCGGAGGGCGUGGUCGAGAGCCAGCUCUCGUAUUCCGCCCCGUCCUUGAAGACCAUGAGAGAGGAGGAAGGGUUCUGAUGCGAUCCCCAGCGCAAGAAAGAGAGAAGAGAGGAGAGCUGUCCACUGUCAUGACUUUCCAUACUUCCAUCACGAUCGGUACAAAGAGAUCCCAUGUACUGCCUGAUUUCCAGUGACCCCGGAGUCCAGAUUCAUGAAGGCUCGCCGUUCCAAUGGUAGUCCCGAAAGGAUCGUUCUUAUGAGUUUGAUCCUCUAAUGUAACAUUUUCUUGAAUCAAUAAAUGAUAUAUAAAAAGAAAUACAUCGGAAAGAUGCCAAGGAA